GCCGGAACUGGCCGCUAACGCAUCGCAACGCAAUGCGGCGACGAAAGUUGCGCCGCUUUUUUGGGCUGGCCAACAAAAAACCAGACGGCUCCAAAAGAAAUGGGAGAAAAAAGCAAAAAAAAAGAGACGAAGCUAAAAGAAGCUAAACUGCAGACGCAGGCGGAAGAAGAAGCGGCGGCGGCGGCGGCGGCUGCAAAAGUAGCAACCUUCGAGGAUGUCCAGUUUCAUUCCAGUCCGGUCGUGAAAAUGCCGCGCAACUCGUUUCGCAAUAAAGAGAAAGUGUCCAGCGGAUCGCGCUGUUCGUUCUGGCGAUCGUAAAGAAUAAAUUUGCAGGCUAUUAAAAUGUUUCCUGUUUCCACUCACCACCGCUCAACACUCCCCGCUCUCACCCGCUCUUUUCCGCAUCCACUUCGCCACCCCGAAAAUUUCGCUCUCCGCGGCGAGAAAGUUGCCUGGAAAUCUGGAAAUCUGCAUCCAUGCGACAAGUGAAAACAAGAUGCAGCCAAAAAUACCUACUCGCGUUCCCCAGACUCUAUAUAUUUCCAUGCAAGCCUGCAAAUAUGUGUAUGUAUAUGUUUACAUAUAUAGGUAUGUGCGCAUUGGAAGGCGUUGACUGGACUUUACUGGCAAACGGACGUUAUAAUUGAUAAGAGCGACUAACUCACCCGCGCUCUUGGGAGCGAGGAGAAAUGGAACGGCGACUGAUUAAGUUCCAAUAUUAAACUGCUGAAAAGAGAUGGCAUCGCCUUGGAAAACCGCUAAUUUUUCGGUGUUAGCGAUUAAAGGAAUUACUGGAAAGGUGGAGCCAACCAUAUCUUGGUUCUCAAAUGUUAUACUUUUAAUUUAAUAACUCAAUUGAUUAUAUUGUAAAUGAAUGGCACGACAACUGCUACUUUUUUCCGCUCAAAUCCACUCCUAUAUAUGGCUAAAAUCGAGCCAAGUGCUCAGUAAUGUCGCAUUUAUUUCCAGCUACCCGAUAAUGACCCAGCCACAGCUAUUCCCAUAGAAUUCUGUGGCAAUAAGAAGAGGCGCCUUAUCCGCAAAAACAUCCGAAUCCGUUGCGUUCCGAUUUGUUGUGCACUCGAAGAAACAACUCUCAACAUUUAAUAAUAAUAAUCAUUUUAAGAGCUAAUCAAUUUGUCUUUUGUAGAACAAGGAAUUAUUUUGGAACCCUAGAUUAAGACACUUAAAUAUUGUGAUGAUACAGAGAUUUCCAAGACUUUUCUUCCAAAACUAAUGUUAUUGCACCACUUUGUGCCAAGAUUUUUUAGAGUGUACUCAUUGCUGGCUGCUAAUGUCGCACGCUACUCGCGGAGAUGGCGCAGUGCCAUCGAAAACAGUUCCAGCUACAGCGCAACGGAGAUCGAGCGUCUGAAACCGCCGGAAGAUCAACGACAAUAAACAAUUGUAGCUCACCGUCAUCCGGAAUAAUGGAGGCGAUCAUGGGCAGGAAUGGAUCGCUCCUACUGACCGCCGUGCUCAUAAUUAUCCUGGAUGUUGUGCUCGACCCAGUCGGUGCCAACAUGUGGACACGACACAAUAGCAAUGCCCAUCAAACCAGGAGGCGCUCAGGUCCCAGCAAUCGGUGUCCAAAGGUGGGCGCCAUUAAGAACUUUGACUUGGAGCGCAUGAUGGGCUGUUGGCACGUGGUUCAGUAUUACGCAUCUACAGAGGAACUUCCGGAGUACGCGUGCAUGCGCAGUCACUUUUCCUUCUCCAAAGAGGAUCAACAUAUAACGAUGAACUUUAGCUACAUAUUUGCGGAGGAUCCGUUGCGCGAGAAGCUCGUGGGCAACAUCACCUGGAUGAUACCAAAAUUCCAAGAGCCAGGACAUUGGCAGCAUACGGAGGACAUCUAUGAGGGCAUCUACAACACAUACGUUCUGGACACGGACUACGACACGUGGGGCCUGGUGAUGCACUGCGCCGAGAAGAAGAAGCAACCACGUUACCUGUCCGCCCUGCUUUUGUCGAGGAAAACAUCGCUGGCCGACAACGAGAUCAGCUUUCUGCGCGGCAAGUUGCCGCAGGACAUCGACACGUCCUUUAUGUUCAACAUCGGGCAGGAAUCGUGCGACAAUCUAAUGGAAUCCAGUCGAGACGAUCCGCUGGCCUAUGUGGUGAAUGGACGCCAGAGAGCCAAGGAAAUCUUCAAAAUUAUCAAUAAGCCUGACGGCAGAGUGCGCGCGAGAAGCGAAUCAAGAAGAUAAGAGCAAGGCGAGAAGAUGGCAGAGUGAGAGCUUUCCGAGAAACGAGCUACUGUGCUUUGAAAAUAAACGGUAAUUAAAGCACAGGAUACAAAAAAACAAUCUUGCGCUCUGAGCGAGUUGAAGCGAUAAAGCAGGUUGCAAACUGCUCUCUCGCUUUGUCGCCUGAGCUCGCAACUCGCUUCGCUCUCACUCUGACAACUUUCGAGCGAUCUAAUCAAUCAACUAAGAGAAAAUAAUCCACGAAUAACCGAUUUAUUUUGUCGAUAAUUCAAAUUUAAAAACGCACGUUCAAAACAUUCAAUAUAGUGUUACCAUACACCUAAAUGAAAAAAUACCCUAAAAUUAGUAGUAAGUCAAUCGGUAAAUUGUUUGACAAAUAGCAAAACAGCCAACUAAAUGCUGAUAAUAAACCAUAUUAUAAUA
Molecule: messenger RNA, 2633 nt
Organism: Drosophila mauritiana
Lineage: Eukaryota; Metazoa; Arthropoda; Insecta; Diptera; Drosophilidae
Gene: Karl
Exons: 4
Coding region: 1317-2210 (297 amino acids)
Source: RefSeq, a predicted model, not a curated record